Messenger RNA from Leptidea sinapis, 3129 nucleotides. Its product is annotated as facilitated trehalose transporter Tret1-like. Gene Ontology annotation, cellular component: membrane. Bases 69 to 1511 code for a protein of 480 amino acids. Gene Ontology annotation, molecular function: transmembrane transporter activity. The record is from RefSeq and is a predicted model, not a curated record. The transcript is spliced from 10 exons. Gene Ontology annotation, biological process: transmembrane transport. Lineage: Eukaryota; Metazoa; Arthropoda; Insecta; Lepidoptera; Pieridae.
CGCUCUCUCCAUCGUUAGUUCAUUUUCAAAUUUACUGUUUAACGAUUGUGCUGAAAUCACUCGUGAAAAUGGGGAAAAUAAGGCAGUUUCAAACAACUUUGGCAUGUGUCUUCGGCUAUUUUAUAUCAGGUUCGCUCAACGUUUGGCCAUCAUAUUCGGUCAGCGAGUAUACAGCAGAGAACACCACCCUGAUUUCAGCUCCAAUGACUAGCUUCGAGGCUUCCAUGGUUGGAAGCUUACCGGCCCUUGGAGCGAUGCUUGGCACCAUGUGUCUUGGUACGAUUAUCGAUGUAUUUGGGAGGCAGAAAGGUGGAUUGUUCAUUGCUAUACCUUAUUUACUUUCAUGGGUAUUAGUGGAAAUGACAAAAUCGAGUAUAGUUAUCCUUGUGGCACGGUUCAUAGCUGGAGCAGCGGCUGGUGCAGCAUCAGUUCAUGCGCCAAUAUACAUUUCGGAAGUAGCAGAGGAGUCUAUCCGAGGAGUGUUGGGAUCAGCACCCAUGGCUUUCUACUGCGUGGGAGCAAUGAUAUCCUAUAUGUUGGGUUGGCUGCUUUCGUACCAUCAAAUCAUAUGGGUGAAUAUGGUGUUUUGCAUCAUGUAUGUCGGACUCCUGUUAUCCUCCAGGGAGAGUCCUGUGUUUUUGAUCAAGAAGAACAGAGAAGAGGAGGCAUGUAUGUCGAUAGCACAUUAUAGAGGUGAAUCGCCAGACUCUAAAAUUGUACUUGAAGAGCUGUCCAGGUUAAAACAUAGGCUGCAACCAGCGGAAUUAGUGCCUACGUCUGAACUUGACGCUGAAAAGGCAGAAAAGGAAAAAUUGGAGGAAAGUAAUGGAGAUAAAAUAUGUGAAGAUAAAAAGCCGCUGCCUUCAUACAAGCUGUUGUUUGUUUCACCAUCAUCACGACGAGCCUUUAUAGUUGUUGGACUUACUAUAUCUACACAGGUGAUGAUGGGGAUUGUUCCUGUGCAAGUAUACGCCAAGGACAUCUUCUCCCAAGCAGCACCAGGUCUUUCGUCGCACGUGUGUUCAGUCAUGUUUGCUGUGGUCCUCAUGUGUGGCAGCAUGUGCAGUGUGCUCUUCUCAGACAAGUUCGGUAGACGGCCAUUACUGUUGGGAUCAGCUAUCGGCGUUUGCAUAUGCCUGGUUACAAUGGGAUUCCUGAUGCAGACCAACGUAGCACCCGCGUGGCUUACAGCAUGCUUCAUCCUGGCAUUCUGUUUCUUCUUCAUGUUUGGAGCGGGAAGUGUACCAUACCUCCUCCUAGCUGAAGUAUUUGUGUCAGAGGUUCAAAGUUUGGCCUCAAUGAUUCUCAUGGAGUGGGUGUGGCUUCUCAACUUUUUCAUCCUCGGAGUCUUUCCCUUGAUGGUCAAAUACCUGGGCAUCCACGGUUCUUUCUACAUCUUCGCUGGCUUUUCUGUCCUCGAUAUCCUUCUUGCUUUAUUCAUGGUGCCAGAAACAAAAGGCUUGACGAAGGAACAGAUACAAGAGGCUUUUCUUGGAAGGAAACAGAAAUAGCGUAGCUUUAGGUUUUUAAAAGUUACGAAUUAGUUAAUUGAGUUUCAAUAAACAUAUACCAGUAGGAGGCUCCUUUGCACAGGAUGCCGGCUAGAUUAUGGGUACCACAACGGCGCUUAUUUCUGCCGUGAAGCGGUAAUGUGUAAGCAUUAUUGUGUUUCGUUCUGAAGGGCGCCGUAGCUAGUGAAAUUACUGGGCAAAUGAGACUUAAAAUCUUAUGUCUCAAGAAGACGAGCGCAGUUGUAGUGCCGCUCAGAAUUCUUGGGCUAUCAAGAAACCUGAGCGGCACUGGAUUGUAAUGGGCAGGGCGUAUCAAUGACUGUCAGCUGGACGUCCUGCUCGUCUGGACAAUUUCUGUCAUAAAUAAAAAUCCAAUAUUAUAAUAUUUAAAUUUAAGAGUCACAAUUGGCAAAAACAAGGGCGCAAAUUCCACAUUAUUUCGGAUAAGGGCUUAAAAGAUAAAAAAUAAGAUUUUAAUUCAGUUUCGAUUUCCUAAAAAAUGUUUAAUAAAAUUUACACUAUUCCAGACUCUAACGGCUGUUCCCAAUAUACUGUCUACGGAUAGAGAUAAAUUACUACCUUCUACUGUCAGUAAUUAGUCCCAGUACACCCGAAAAGUCAUUCUUAUCGCUUUAUAUUGGGACGUGUGAAUUGAAAUUUUCAUACAAACUUCUAUCGCUGCUAAGCUAUACGUCGUCCCAUUUAACAAACAGCCUGUACGGAUAAGGUGAAUUACCGUCGAUAAGUUUAUUGGGACAGAAAAGUCAACGAUAGUUAUCUCAAGUAAGAGAUAGACUGAAUAUUGGGAACAGCCGUAAGAUAUUAUAUCUCUCACAACAAUGUUACUACAGCCUUUCUAAAUGCCUACGAAUUUCUGAAUGAAAAGUUAAAAAAAUAAGUUUUAAUUAAGUAAUUAUUAUUAAGUAUUAGUUUUAUAAGACGCAUGCCCCUAAUAUUAUUAAUGUAAUAUAAUUGUUAUACUCUCUUUAAAUAGAGUUUCAUCUACUGUACCUAACUGUAAGACUACAAAUUCGUUAUUAUAUUAUUCAUAUAUUAUUAUUAAUAUUUAUAUAAUGAUAAGAGUGCAAUAAAUAUAAUAUUCGACGACCCCUAUAGCCCAGUGGUUAGUGACCCUGCCUACUGAGCUGGAGGUCCCGGGUUCGAAUCCCGGUAGGUGCAAACAUUUAUAUGAUGAAUAUGAAUGUUUGUUUCCGAGUCAUGUAUGUUUAUAAGUAUUUGUGUAUGUUUAAGUAAGUAUAUUGUGUUAAAUAUAUAUUUGUCUGGUACCCAUAGUACAGGCUAUGCCUAGUUUGGGGCAAGAUGAUUUGUACAAAUGAUUUAAGUUUUCUUUAGUGUUAAUUCCGCCAAUAUUUGUUUUUAAAACAAUUCGACACGUGUUUCGCCUCUACACGAGGCAUCCUCAGGACGUGUUGUCUCGCCAAAAUCUGGCACGAGAAUGAUAAUUAAAAAGAUAAUUUGUGUAAAUGUGUGUCAAUAUUUAUAAAAAAAAAUAUGUGAACUUAGUUUAAAGAUCAAUGUCUUCGCUGCGCUCCAACUAGAUGCCGUAGGCGUAGUCACAAAGUGCGGCAACUAAUACAAUUUGCUAAAAGGCAUAAAA